Caenorhabditis sp. 36 PRJEB53466 is the source of this 669-nucleotide messenger RNA. The record is from the annotation of a GenBank genome assembly. Lineage: Eukaryota; Metazoa; Nematoda; Chromadorea; Rhabditida; Rhabditidae.
AUGGGGAUUUGCAAUUGCGCAUCGAAAAACAGAAAAAAAGGUUUCAAGUAUGGCAUGAUGGGGGAAUGUAGCUCGCAAGAUGAUGAUGGGGGAAUGUAGCUCGCUUCAACCGGGGUUUCCCAUUAUUUUUACGGUUUACGAGCAAUCGGCAGCUAUCAAAAGUUCCAGUAAUUCUCAUUAAAGAGUUUAAGAAUUUCUUAAAAAAGUUUGAGAAAUCCUUGGAAAAGUUUUGACCGCUUGAAAAAGUUUAAGAAUUUCUUAGAAAAGUUUUUUGUCUUGAGAAAGUUUAGAAAAGUUUGAAAAUGGCUGAGGAAAGUUUUCAAUUUUACCAGAGUUCUUUGCCAAAGCCGACGUCGUCAUCAUCUACAUCACAACGCUUUCGUGCUGGUCCCGUUGCUUCGACGCGCCCGAACAAUACUUUCACCUAUUCUCAGUUAGUUUUCAGAAAACGUCAGAAAGAUGUUUCUCAUUUUUGUCCACGAGCCGCCCGCGUUCGUCCUCCCCAAUCGGAUCCAAUUUCUCAGCCAUUUCCGAAUGAUCUUCCAGGCGUUUCUCAACAUUUUCGUGUUUCACUUGAACACCGACGUGACUCACGAGCUCGUGCACAAUCUGCUCAACACUUCCACUGUCUACAUUCUUCCCAAAUCGAAUAUUGUUCAUGUCACUUGA